AAAAGCAUGAGAGCAGGGCAGGCUUAGCUGGUCCGGCUUACCUACCAUAGAGAAUAUGAGCGUCCCCUGGAGAAGUAUCAGAGGUAGGUUUUGUAAAGGCUAGAGGGGUCCUAGGUAAUCCACCAAUGGUCGGGAGUAUAGAAGAGCAUCCAGGUGCAGGAAAUACCUGUGAUCAUGGUAUUGAAGCCAUGGCCACUGCUCGGGUUACAAGCACUGCCACCAAUACGGCCGCAAUUGCUGCACAACAGGUACCAAUGUGCUGCUCUACCAUCAGUUGGUUGAGCCAAGUCAGCCAAAAUUUGCGAGAGAAAGAGAGAGAGAGAGAGCAAGCCCCGUCCGAUGGUCGGCAAUUGUGUGAAGCCGUGGACGGACAAAUCCAUGCGGCGAGCUGGACUGGUGGAUGGAGCUGCCCAAGUCGGCGAAGGUGACGGAGGAGGCGAAGAAGACAUGGCAGAGGAGAGGGAAUGAGGAGGGGGGACUUGCGUGAAUGAAGGAGCACAACUGACUUGAUGUAUUAUUUGUCGUGGACUUUUUGCCCUUCGCCCGUCUUCGUUACACCCACAAUUUUGACCAAAAACCUGUUGGGCCGUUGUCGAACAACAAUUGUGCUCAGUUUGGUAUGUUUUUUCGCACCUGUGAAUGAUUUAAGAGGGUGAACAAUAGUGAAAACAAAGUCGAUUUUCUGUGGACGACUGCCCUGGAUGGGGCUAGGCUUGACCUUGUGAUGAAGAUUUGGUAAGAUUCGAAAACCAACCAUGAUGGCAUCCAGGGAGAGUCGAUCUUCUAGCAAUUCGGAUCGAAUCAGCAUGAAUUCCAAUGAUGGCAUAUCCCACUCACCGACUUACGUCUUGGAACAUCUGGCAACAUUUUCCGUUUCGCCAGAGAACGACCUGAUCUACCCGGCUGACGGCAUGAGGCGUCUCUUGGCUAUGGAAAAGACUAAUGGCAUUUGGACGCAGAAAAUGUUGAUGCGAAUCGAAAACAAGUUGGUCAACAUCAUGGAUCAUGAGAAUAAGGACAUUGUGGAACAAUUCCCUUUGGCGCUGGUGAGAGAGCCCACCGCCUUCACGAGCACAGACCCAAAAGAGCUGUACAACAACAUCUUGAUCUUCAUUGUGGGCCAUCCUCCCGGAGAAAGCCCAAUUCCGGCCGAGAUGCACAUCUUUCAGUGCGUAAAUGUUCGAGCUCGCGAUGUGGUCGAGGACAUCAAGUCCUACCACGGGGGCCGAGGGGGAGCCUUGUCCCGAAGUGGCCAGGAGAUUGCCGUCGGGGAUCUAACGCCCUACGGCGGAAACGGCACUGAGCGCUCACUGCGCUCAGCUCAAGUGCCCUUGGCUGCUCAGCUGGAUCCCGAGCUCCGAAAAGGGGAUUUGGAUGGUGACGAAACGAGUUCCACCUCCAGUGAUCGCUACGAGAAAGAUGUUGCCAUAUUGAAUCGAUGCUUCGACGACAUUGAGAAGUUCAUUGCACGCCUCCAACAUGCGGCGGCGGCAUUUCGGGAACUUGAAAAGAGACGCCGUAGCAGGAAAUCAAAAAAGAAAGACAUGGGCGACGGUAUGCUGUCGAUGAGAGCUAAACCUCCCCCGGAGCGCGAAUUUGUGGAUAUCUUCCAAAAAUUUAAGCUCUCUUUCAAUCUUCUGGCCAAGCUCAAGGCUCAUAUUCAUGACCCCAAUGCACCCGAGCUCAUUCAUUUCCUCUUCACGCCUUUGGCACUCAUUGUUGAUGCGUCUCAUGAUUCUCAUUACGGUCCCAAUCUCCCGGCGAAAGUUGUGGCUCCCCUUUUAACGGGCAGUGCCGUUGAGCUUCUCAUCAACUGCCUCACGUCGAAAGAGAGUGAAUUGUGGCACUCACUGGGCGAAGCCUGGUACAUCCCGGCUGAGGAAUGGAAGGGGUAUGUCCCACCCUACAGACCUGUGUUUAUGGAUGGAUGGAGUCCUUCCCAUUUUGUGGAUGAAUCCGAGAAUCUGACCAACAGAAACUUUCAUCCUGAGGAUGAGGAGGAUAUUGAUCAAAUCGAUUCGCACUCGCCAAUGCCUGGACGUCGCAGCCACCACCAUCAUCAUCAUCAUCACCAACAGCAUCAUCCGUCGGAGCCGCUCAGUGCCGAUUCUGACGUAGAGCAACAAAGGGGCGGUCCUCCAUACCGCUAUGGGCGAGACAGCCGGUUAGGAUCGGAACUAUCGACUAAUUCACCUGACCCCCGAAGUAACGGCUACGAAGAUCCUCGGACGCGAUUUGAAAACCAGCAACGCGCUUUCAUGCAGCACCUCUUGAAGCAAGGCACCAAAGUGGUUCAGGUCACUUAUCCACGAACUGCAAACAACGAUAAGGAGCUCAGUGUUGUUCGCGGGGAGUACCUAGAGGUUUUGGAUGAUACGCGCAAAUGGUGGAAAACCCGUAACAUUCAUGGGCAAGUGGCUCAUGUGCCUCAUACUAUUGUGGCAGAAGCAGCCUUGGAUUUUGGGCCUGGUCGCCAUCCUGGGGAAUCACGGGGAGCCCGUGGUCGACGAAGUGGUGGGGGUGGUGGGGAAAUGCGAUACUUUUAACACCAACAGCCACAUAUUCACACACUCAACCAAUCUGAAGAAGAGCCUGCCAUCAUCUUAUUCAAGUUAAAUUCAAAUUUUGAAAGAUAUCGUGGAAAGAAGUUUGUAACCUGUUCAGUAACGCAUGCCAACACUUAAAAUCUAAUGUGCCUAAACAAUCAUUCCUCCCUAUCUAAUAUUGAUAAGAAAUAUAGGCAAUUUAAAUUAUUAAAA
Tigriopus californicus is the source of this 2759-nucleotide messenger RNA. Its product is annotated as epidermal growth factor receptor kinase substrate 8-like. The record is from RefSeq and is a predicted model, not a curated record. Bases 756 to 2546 code for a protein of 596 amino acids. Gene Ontology annotation, cellular component: plasma membrane. Gene Ontology annotation, biological process: Rho protein signal transduction; regulation of Rho protein signal transduction. The transcript has 2 exons. Gene Ontology annotation, molecular function: actin binding. NCBI's taxonomy places the organism in Eukaryota, Metazoa, Arthropoda, Copepoda, Harpacticoida, Harpacticidae.